Manis pentadactyla (Chinese pangolin) is the source of this 4782-nucleotide messenger RNA. It is a transcript of the gene RNF123, whose product is annotated as ring finger protein 123. The record is from RefSeq and is a predicted model, not a curated record. Gene Ontology annotation, cellular component: cytoplasm. Bases 632 to 4570 code for a protein of 1312 amino acids. The transcript has 38 exons. NCBI's taxonomy places the organism in Eukaryota, Metazoa, Chordata, Mammalia, Pholidota, Manidae. Gene Ontology annotation, molecular function: protein binding; ubiquitin-protein transferase activity.
UGGGCAGACCAGUGGGGUCUGGGAUGAGGGCCCGGCAGGGGUGGUGCUCUGAUGUAGUCUGUGUGUGAGCGGCAGGAGGAAGCCAGCAGGUCUUUGGACUACAGGCGGGCGGGUCCCAGAGCUGGGAAGGCGGUCCUGGCUUCAGGGGUCAGCAGGACUGGUAGCUGGAGAUGGCACUAAACUCUUAGAUGGUGGCCUACCCUCGGGGGUACGUGGCGUAGGGCUCACUCCGAACAUGGCUGCACCCAGUGUGGCUCAUGACGGAAAGGUAUGGCAGUUCUGCCCCCACCCUCGGCCGCCUCCCUUUGGACACCUCGGGUUGAUGUUCCCAGGGUCGAAGCGUUUGGUUCGGCUCAGCACCCUGAACCUGCUGUCUGUGAGGCCCUGUGCUGAGUGCUGGGACGUGGUGGGGCCAUCACACGGGCCCAGACCCCUUCGCCCUCCCUGUGUAGGAAGCUGGGGGCCCGUGCUUUCCUCCGGGGUUUGUGUGUGUGCGCAUGCACCUGGCCUCCCAGACCUAGCUGCCUCCCCAGGACGGAGGUCAGUGUGGGGGAAGGCUGGCUUUGAACAGACAGGCUUCGCCUCUGGCUCAGCACCCCCAGGACCACCAGCUGCCCAUGAGAGAUGAAGGAUGGCGUCCAAAGGGGCCGGCGCGUCCUUCUCCCGCAAGAGCUAUAGGCUGACCUCAGAUGCUGAGAAAUCCGGGGUCACAGGCAUUGUGCACGAGAAGCUGCUCAACGACUACCUGCACCAUGUCUUUUCCUCUCCUGAUGGCGCGUUCCCUGGAGCCACCAGCAGGAAGCCCCUGAACUUCCAGAACCUGCCAGAGCAUCUGGACCAGCUGUUACAUGUGGACGACAAGGAUGAGGAAAGCCACGGACAGGUGGAAGGUCGGCUUGGUCCACCCACUGUGGUCCUGGACCACACAGCAGGCUUUGAGGGGCUGCUUCUGGUGGAUGAUGACCUCCUGGGGGUGAUCGGACACAGCAACUUUGGCACCAUCCGCUCCACUACGUGUGUGUACAAAGGGAAGUGGGUCUACGAGGUGCUCAUCUCCUCCCAGGGACUCAUGCAGAUCGGCUGGUGCACAGUCAGCUGCCGCUUCAAUCAGGAGGAGGGGGUUGGAGACACACACCACUCCUAUGCCUACGACGGCAACCGGGUGCGCAAGUGGAACGUGACCACGACAAACUAUGGCAAGGCCUGGGCAGCCGGGGACAUAGUGAGCUGCUUGAUCGACCUGGACGAUGGCACCCUGUCCUUCUGCCUGAAUGGCGUGUCGCUGGGCACUGCGUUUGAGAACUUAUCCAGGGGCCUGGGCAUGGCCUAUUUCCCAGCCAUCAGCCUGUCCUUCAAGGAGUCCGUGGCCUUCAACUUCGGCAGCCGUCCCUUGCGCUACCCAGUUCCGGGCUACCGGCCCCUCCAGGACCCCCCGCGCGCUGACCUGGCGCGAGCACAGAAGCUGCUGGGCUGCUUCCAGGCCGUACUCGGCGUGGAGCUGGAUGCGGUGGAGGGGCGGCUGGUGGAGAAGGAAGGCUCCGAGUGGCGGCUGCAGGGCCAGCCCACCGUCCUCCUCACACUGACCCACAUCUUCCAGCACUUCGCACCGCUUCUGUGCAAGGUGUACCUGGUGGAGGCCGUGCUCAUGACUUUCCUGCUGAGCCUCGUGAAGGCGGGCAGCCCCGUGCGGGCGCAGUCCGCCGUGCGCCAGGUCCUGGACCUCCUGUGGCUCUUCAUGGAGGACCACGAGGUGCAGGACUGCCUCAGGCAGCUGACAAUGUCCCUGCUGCGGCUGUACCGCUUCUCGCCCAUCGUCCCAGACCUGGGCCUGCAGGUGCACUGCCUGCGGCUCACCAUCGCCAUUCUGCGGCAUGAGAGGUCCCGCAAGUUCCUGCUCAGCAAUGUCCUCUUUGACGUGCUCCGCUCCGUGGUCUUCUUCUACAUCAAGAGCCCGCUGCGCGUGGAGGAGGCCGGCCUGCAGGAACUCAUUCCCACCACCUGGUGGCCCCACCGCUCCAGCAGGGAGGGCACAGACGGUGAGGAGGCCGAGGCCCCUGAGGAGCGGCAGCGGCGGCGUGCCUACGAGCGGGGCUGCCAGCGACUCAGGAAGCGCAUCGAAGUGGUGGAAGAGCUGCAGGUCCAGAUCCUGAAGCUGCUGUUGAACAAUAAAGACGUCAGUGGGGGUGAAGCUUCUAGGUACAUCUUCCUGAGUAAGUUCCGGAAGUUUCUACAGGAGAAUGCCAGCAGCCGUGGGAACGUGACCAUGCUCUGCCCCCCUGAGUACAUGGUCUGCUUCUUGCACCGGCUGAUCUCUGCCCUGCGCUACUACUGGGACGAGUACAAGGCUUCGAACCCCCACGCCUCCUUCAGCGAGGAGGCCUACGUCCCGCCGCAGAUCUUCUAUAACGGCAAGGUAGACUACUUCGACUUGCAGCGCCUCGGAGGCCUGCUCUCACACCUUCGGAAGACGCUCAAAGACGACCUCGCCUCCAGGGCCAACAUCCUGAUCGACCCGCUGGAGCUCCAGGCGGCCACCAUGGAUGACCUGGACGAGGCUGGGGAGUCGGCGCCAGCUGCGGCCCAGCGCCCCAUGCAGGCCCUAGCCGUGGGGGGUGCGCUGCCCCUGCCCCGGCCUGGCUGGCUCAGUUCUCCAACCCUGGGCCGAGCCAACCGCUUCCUCAGCACAGCGGCUGUGAGCCUCAUGACCCCGCGGCGGCCUCUGAGCACCUCGGAGAGAGUGAAGGUCCGCACGCUGAGCGCGGAGCAGAGGACCCGUGAAGACAUCGAGGGCAGCCGCUGGAACGAGGGUCUGCUGCUGGGGCGGCCCCCCGAGGAGCCCGAGCAGCCCACCACUGAGAACUCCCUGCUGGAGGUCCUGGACGGCGCCGUCAUGAUGUACGGCCUCGGCGUGCACCAGCAGCUGGGCAAGAUGGUGGGUGUGUCUGACGACGUCAGCGAGUAUGCGGUGGCUCUGAGGGACACAGAAGAUAAGCUCCGCCGGUGCCCCACGCGGAGGAAGGACAUCCUUGCGGAGCUGACCAAGAGCCAGAAGGUCUUCUCAGAAAAGCUGGACCACCUGAGCCGCCGUCUGGCCUGGGUGCGCACCACUGUCUACUCCCAGGAGAAGAUGCGGGACAUCUACUGGCUGCUGCGUGUCUGCGUGCGCACCGUUGAGCACAGUGACCAGACGGGCCCGCUCUUUGCCUUCAUGCCUGAGUUCUACCUGAGCGUGGCCAUCAACAGCUACAGUGCUCUCAAGAAUUACUUUGGCCCCGUGCACAGCAUGGAGGAGCUGCCAGGCUACGAAGAGACCCUGACACGCCUGGCUGCCAUCCUUGCCAAACACUUUGCCGACACGCGUAUCGUGGGCACUGACAUCCGGGACUCGCUGCUGCAGGCGCUGGCCAGCUACGUGUGCUACCCCUCCUCCCUGCGGGCUGUGGAGCGGGUCCCUGAGCAGCAGCGCAUCGCCAUGGUGAGGAGCCUGCUGGCCCCCUAUGAGCAGCGGCCCUGGGCCCAGACCAACUGGAUCCUGGUGCGGCUCUGGCGGGGCUGUGGCUUCGGGUACCGCUACACGCGGCUGCCACACCUGCUGAGAACCAAGCCCGAGGACGCGCACCUGCCCAGCCUGCAGAAGCCCUGCCCCUCCACACUCCUGCAGCAGCACAUGGCUGACCUGCUCCGGCAGGACCCUGACGUGGCCCCCAGCUUCCUGAACAGUGUCCUCAACCAGCUGAACUGGGCCUUCUCUGAGUUUGUCGGCAUGAUCCAGGAGAUCCAGCAGGCUGCCGAACGCCUAGAGCGGAACUUCGUGGACAGCCGGCAGCUCAAGGUGUGUGCCACCUGCUUUGACCUGUCAGUCAGCCUGCUGCGUGUCCUGGAGAUGACCAUCACGCUAGUGCCCGAGAUAUUCCUUGACUGGGCCCAGCCCACCUCUGAGAUGCUGCUGCGGCGCCUCGCGCAGCUGCUGAACCAGGUGCUGAACCGCGUGACGGCUGAGAGGAACCUGUUUGACCGUGUGGUCACCCUACGGCUGCCAGGCCUAGAGAGUGUGGACCACUACCCUAUUCUGGUGGCGGUGACAGGCAUCCUGGUGCGGCUGCUGGUGCACGGUCCACCCUCGGGGACGGAGCGAGCCACGUCCGUGCUCCUGGCUGAUCCCUGCUUCCAGCUCCGCUCUAUCUGCUAUCUCCUUGGGCAGCCAGAGCCCCCUGCCCCCGGCUCCGUCCUGCCCGCCCCCGACCCGAAGCGCUUCUCCCUGCAGAGCUACACAGAGUACAUCAGCGUAGAGGAGCUGCGCCAGGUGGAACAGAUGCUGGCACACCUGACCUCUGCAUCCGCCCAGGCAGCGGCUGCCUCCCUGCCCACCAGCGAGGAGGACCUCUGCCCCAUCUGCUAUGCCCACCCCAUCUCGGCUGUGUUCCAGCCCUGUGGCCACAAGUCCUGCAAAGCUUGCAUCAACCAGCACUUGAUGAACAACAAGGACUGCUUCUUCUGCAAAGCCACCAUCGAGUCCGUGGAGGACUGGGAGAAGGCAGCCCACGCAGGUGCCACCUCCUCAGCUGCCUAGGCCUGCCGUGCCUGCCCAGCAGGGGCCUCCUCCCUUGAACCCAGACUGGGCCCUAUUUAUGAGCACCCCUCGCCCUGUUUCCCACACUGCCGUACCCCCACCCCCACCGCCAACCUCCUUGCCUGUGUGAACCUCAUCGGCAGGAGCCCAGCCAUGCCUGAGCUUGACUUGCAGUCAGGGCCACAGUGAGCAUUAAAUUAUUAUUCCAUACA